This is a messenger RNA of Mesorhabditis spiculigera, 1038 nucleotides long. NCBI's taxonomy places the organism in Eukaryota, Metazoa, Nematoda, Chromadorea, Rhabditida, Rhabditidae. The record is from the annotation of a GenBank genome assembly.
AUGGGCAAUCGGCCAAUAUGCGCGACAUCGGAUAAGGGUGAGGCCGAGGAGUCCAAUCGGAUGCUGAAUGUCCCCUCCACUUCUGGCCUCACUGCGAAGCCUCCCGUCGGGCGUUCAGAAUAUGGGCGUGUCAAGGUAGCGUUGGGCCCAGGAAAGGGCCUUAUGGAUUGGGUGCGGCUGACGAAAAACAAGGUGUUAGCCAAGAAACAGAUGAAGUUCGUGGAUCACGAAGAGUUGUCGAAGCACAGCACCGAGGAGGAUUGCUGGAUACAUUUGUUUGGAAAGGUCUACGACGUAACGGAAUACCUCGAUUUCCACCCGGGUGGCAAGCCGGAGCUGAUGAGGGCUGCUGGGCGAGAUGGCACUGCGCUUUUCAACCAGUACCACGCCUGGGUACGCUACGAGACGAUCCUAGAGAGCUGCUACGUCGGCGCCUUCAAGGGGAACCUAUCACAUUUGAAACCAUGCGAUCCUCCAAGUACCGAAAAUCGCGAAUCCGCCGGCGGAGAUCAGGAUCUACGAGAUGCUACUAUGGUGAUGACCAUGUUCGAUCGACUAAUUGUCGCCAAUAAGGAGUGGAAAGGAAUCUCCAGUGAAUGCCUGACCAUAUCGACGACCAAGAAUAGUUUGCGAAUCCUUGUCCGCCCGUUCAACAAGGAGCCGGUGCAGAUUGAGUGGGUCGGUGUUCCUCGGCCGAUUGCCGAAGCCUCUUUCAAGUUGGAGAUGAAUGACGAGCAGAUAAUCCUGAUCUUCGAUGUGACGAUUUCGAUCAAAAUCCUCGAGUCAGCUGGGAUCUACAAAUUGGAAAGAAAUCCAGCUCGUCGAUACCACGCUACGACGGUGACAACGAUAAAGCGGCUCAACCACGACACGCUGCUCAUCGACUUGGAGCUGCCGCGCGGGCUGUACAUGCCGAUACCCGUCGGCCACCACAACUCGUUGGCUAUCAAGAAAGGAGGUGGGUUUCUUCCAAAUAUUUCCAGCAACAUUUCUCCCUUUCCAAAAACGAAACCAUCUUUAUUCAUCUGGGGCCCAAGG